UGAGAGUUAAUGUUUGAACCUAGCUAUAAAAAGCUAGAGUCGUGACCUAUGGUUUGCAUUUGGAGAGUAAGAAGCCCAGUGGGCAGCCCGUCCUACUGAGCUGGGUUAGCUGUGGAGAGGGAGUCUCAUUGCCACCAUGAGCUUCACCGGCAAGUACCAACUGCAGAGCCAGGAAAACUUCGAGGCCUUCAUGAAGGCAGUGGGGAUGGCUGACGACCUCAUCCAGAAGGGGAAGGACCUCAAGGGGACAUCAGAAAUCGUGCAGAACGGGAAGCACUUCAAGCUCAAAAGCAGCAUGGGGACAAAUGUGAUCAUGAAUGAGUUCACCGUGGGGGAGGAGUGUGAGAUGGAGACCAUGACUGGGGAGAAGGUCAAGGCAGUGGUUACCAUGGAAGGAGCCAACAAGCUGGUGACAACUUUGAAAAACAUCAAGACCGUGAUUGAAAUCAAUGGGGACACCCUGACCAGCAUAAGUGACUCUGGGUGCUGAGGGAGGAGGAGGUGAAGGAUCAUGACACUGGGUGACAUUGUCUUCAAGAGAAUCAGUAAGAGAAUUUAGACAAGUCUGCAUCCCAUAUUCUUUUACUGUGCAAAAUUAAUAUAAUAAAGUGAAUUUGAUGAAAAAAGGUC
Molecule: messenger RNA, 630 nt
Organism: Cavia porcellus (domestic guinea pig)
Lineage: Eukaryota; Metazoa; Chordata; Mammalia; Rodentia; Caviidae
Product: fatty acid-binding protein, liver-like
Exons: 4
Coding region: 137-490 (117 amino acids)
Biological process (GO): fatty acid transport
Cellular component (GO): nucleus; cytosol
Molecular function (GO): fatty acid binding
Source: RefSeq, a predicted model, not a curated record